GUGAGAACCUCGCUGAAGCGAAAGGCCAAGCAAACGAUAAGACCAGACAAACAGGAGUUAAAGAGCCCGCCUCCGACGCCGGAAGCGUUUGCGUGCGUCGUGACGCCUCCGCCCACACAGGCCCGCCCGCUUCAAACAUGGCGGCGCUGGCUCCACGUGUGUCCGCACUGUCGGUCUACCGAUCUAUCCUCCCGACGGCAGAGCGGCCGCCGAGCCCAACGUGCCGCGUGGCUGUCUCAAUCGGACCCCGAGGCCGCCAGAAGCGUAAGAAGAAAGCGGCAGUGGAGGCUGCCAAUGUCGCUCCGGCAAAGAAGCAGAGGCUGGGUUUGAAGCCUGCGUCGCCGUCGCGAGGAAAGAAGAAAAAAAAGGUGAUUGGACUUCAACUCCCAGAAGCCCCAGCCAGCGUGUCCGGCAGCCUGGAACUCUGGGAAAAGAAGUCCAAACCAUUUGAAGGGGCAGGGCUUAAGAAUCACAAGGAAUCCUCACUGAGGCGGAAGAAGCGUGUGAGGUUUCAACUCCCUGAAGCUUCAGCCAGUGUAGCUAACUGCCAAGAGUUCUGGGAAAUAAAGUCCAAAACUGCAGGGGAAGAGCUUAAGCAGCAUAAAAGAUGCCUCUUAAGGCGGAAGAAGCAUUUAGGACUUCAACUCCCAGAAGCCCUAGCCAGUGUGGACAAUGGCAAAGAAUGCUGGGAAACAAAGUCCAAAAAAACUGAAGGUGAAACGCUUGAGAAGCAUAAGGGAUGUUCGUUGAGGCGCCUCCUCAAGGUCUUGGAGAAGGUCCCUCACAGCCGCCAGCGGGCCGCCAAGCUUUUCGAGUGGGUCCUGGCCCCCAUUCCGCCGCAGCACUUCUUUGACCAAUAUUGGGAGAAGAAGCCCCUCCUGAUCCAGAGGCACAACCCGAACUAUUACCGAGACCUGUUCUCCACCGCCGAGUUUGAUGCCAUCCUUCGCGACCAGGAUGUCCAGUUCGGCAUCAACUUGGAUGUGACCAGCUACCAGGAUGGGAAGCGGGAGACGUACAACCCGGUGGGCAGGGCUCUGCCAGCAGUCGUGUGGGACUUCUACCAGAACGGCUGCUCCCUGCGGAUGCUGAACCCGCAGGCCUUCUCCUCCACCGUCUGGCAUUUCCUCUCCAUCCUCCAGGAGCAGUUUGGCAGCAUGGUGGGAGCCAACACUUACUUGACCCCGGCCGGGACGCAGGGGUUUGCCCCUCAUUAUGACGACAUUGAAGCUUUUGUGAUCCAGCUGGAAGGGAAGAAGCAUUGGAGGGUGUACAGCCCCAGGAGGGAGGCCGAAGUGUUGCCUCCGUUUUCCAGUCGCAACUUUGACCAGGCAGAGAUUGGAGAGCCCAUUCUGGAAACAGUGUUAGAAGCCGGGGAUAUGUUAUAUUUCCCACGUGGGUUCAUCCAUCAAGGCGACUGCCUCCCCAACGCACAUUCACUCCAUAUAACGGUUUCCUCCUACCAGCGAAACAGUUGGGGGGACCUGCUGGAAAAACUCCUCCCCGCAGCUUUACAGAUGGCCAUCGAAGAGGAUGUGGAAUAUCGCCAAGGACUGCCUAUGGAUUACCUGGAAUACAUGGGAGUCCUGAACUCGGAUCGUGUUGAUCCACGCCGAGCUUCCUUUAUGCAAAAGGUCAGUCGGUUGAUAACAAAACUAACAGAUUAUGUGCCAGUUGAUGCUGCAGUUGACCAAAAAGCCAAGUGUUUUCUUCACGAUUGCCUUCCUCCAAUGCUGACUGAGAGCGAAAAGGCAUUAAGUGUAUAUGGACACCCAGCACGGUGGGAGGAUGGAAGUGUUCGAAAUGCUGAUGUCCAGGUCAAAGGAACAACAUGGGUACGGUUGCUUCGGCAUGGGAUUGUCAGACUGUGCAAUGAAGGAGACGCUGUAGUGUUGUAUUACACGACUGAAAAUUCAAGGGUGUACCACAAGGAGGAGCCCAAGUCCUGUGAAAUAGAACCCGAAUAUGCAGAGAGCAUUGAAUUCUUGCUAUCAUCUUAUCCAAAGUUUGUCAGUGUGGAAUCGCUUCCUUGUGCUACUUCGGAUGACAAGAUUGCCUUGGCCUCUGUUUUAUUUGAGAAAGGACUAUUGGCUACUAAGAACCCUCUACUAUCUGUUUGAUACAUGAUAAGAAAAGUAAAUGCAUUUUUCUCUUAUACUUACUAAUAGAUUUAGGAUACUCAUCCAAAUCUUUGAGAAGUUCCUGCUCGGCAACUGAGUUUGAUCUGGAGAAACAAAAGUUAAUCUCAUUUAAAAAAGAAGAAAUACUGUACCACCACCUGUCCAUUGAGCAUUUUACAACAUGCUGGUCAUCAUUUUUGUAUUUGAGUUGCAGGCCAAAAUAAGGCACUGAAGAAUUUCUCAUUAAUAAAGCUUAAAACAAGCAUA
This is a messenger RNA of Anolis carolinensis (green anole), 2387 nucleotides long. It is a transcript of the gene riox1, whose product is annotated as ribosomal oxygenase 1. The record is from RefSeq and is a predicted model, not a curated record. The transcript has a single exon. Lineage: Eukaryota; Metazoa; Chordata; Lepidosauria; Squamata; Anolidae. The coding region runs from base 138 to 2120 and encodes 660 amino acids.